CACUGACCCAGGUUGCCUAGCACAGGCUGGGAUGGAUGAGAGCAAGAGAAAGAGAGCUUGCAAGGUUUCCCCCCGCUUGCAUAUAUCGCCUGAACCGAACUACGUUGCACCACUUUCCUGCAGAAUAGAGGAAGCAAGAGGUGAAGGACAUCACCAUGGCUUCGGAGCCAUCCACACUGGAGCUUCCUCUGGUUCAGGACAUCCAGCUGACCCAGUGCAUGAGGCUCAGAGUACGAAGCCUCCAACAGAAGAAGGAGAAGCCACAGGAUGGAGAGAAACUUCUCCAAGCUGAUGAAUUUGUCUACCGGCUGGACUUCUCCCAGCAACAUGGCCUCCGUUUCCUGCGCUGGAAGGUCACUCUGGAGAAACCAGGCAAAGUGGCCAUAAUUGGCACCUCUCAGCUCUGGACACCGGAUCUCACCAACCUCAUGCGGAGGCAGCUCCUGGAGCCAGUGGCCGUUUUCUGGAAAAAGCCAGGCUCCCAAGAAGUGGAAUGCAAUGAGGCCGAUGCACUGGAAUUUGGAGAGCGGCUGGUGGAGUUGGCCAAAAUCCGGAAGGUGAUGUAUUUCCUCCUGGCCUAUGCGGAUGGCCUCGAACCGGCUCACCUGAAAUGCUCAGUGGUGUUCAGUGCCUGAAUCUGGAUCUGUCUUGCACAUCUUUCAUGCUUCCGUCUUCUACUUUGGGCAUCUGAAUCUGGUUUUGGCACCAAUGAGCAUGGUUUUAGUUUGGACUAUAAAGUAGCUAUUCCAGGGUCCUGAACUCAUCCAAACUUGGGCAAACUUUUGUAUUUGUUUCUUGCUUCCAUCUUCAGCCUUCUGCUUUUCUACUUUUCCCUUGAAUCUAGUUGUGGCACACAAUAUCUCCGAUGUCUGUUGGAAGCCGGUGAAUCCUGUCGAGGUGUUUGUCUCAACUAUAAAGCAGUUUAUCCAAUGUUUUGAACUAAUGCAAACUUUGGCAA
Molecule: messenger RNA, 958 nt
Organism: Anolis sagrei ordinatus
Lineage: Eukaryota; Metazoa; Chordata; Lepidosauria; Squamata; Anolidae
Gene: OMP
Product: olfactory marker protein
Biological process (GO): sensory perception of smell; signal transduction
Cellular component (GO): neuronal cell body; axon; cytosol
Source: RefSeq, a predicted model, not a curated record